Messenger RNA from Rotaria sp. Silwood1, 1001 nucleotides. NCBI's taxonomy places the organism in Eukaryota, Metazoa, Rotifera, Eurotatoria, Philodinida, Philodinidae. The record is from the annotation of a GenBank genome assembly.
UCAUCUGGUCAUGAUAUUCAAACUGGUGCUUUUAUUGGUCGUCGUAUAGCACGUACAUUAAGAUCAAUUGAAGUAAGUUCAGGUCAAUCUGCAUUACGUGAAUUUCUUUAUUUAUUUUGUGGUAAUAAUUUACCAUUACAUGAUUAUUUUUGGAUACAUGUUCGUAGCUAUUUUUCAAAUGUAAGUGAUCCAGAAAAAUCUUUUUUUCGAAUAAUUAACAAUGGAAGUAUCAAAUAUGCACGAACAAAUCGUAAGCUAGAAACAUAUGUUGGUGAUCAUCUGAAACAAGUUGAAGAUGCUUUACAUAUUCAUUCAUUUAAUAAAAAUAAAAAGUCAUUAGCAGUUAUUGAUCGAGAUGAACAAUUAUUAAUCUCAGCUAUGAAUUAUAGUGUAACAGCUGGUGGUAAACGUUUACGACCAUUAAUAAUGAUGAUGGUUUCUGAUUUAUACAAUCUAGAAUUGAAAAAUGUUUUACCAUUAGCUUGUGGAAUGGAGUAUUUACAUACAUCAUCACUUAUACUUGAUGAUUUACCAGCUCAAGAUAAUAGUGAUCUAAGACGAGGUCGACCAACAUUACAUAAAGCAGUGAUAGAUGAUGAUAUACCAGAACACUUAUGUGAAGGUCGAGCACAAUUAGCAGCUGUUGAUUUAAUUGCUAUUAGUAUGAGUGUAAUUAAUCAUGAUCUUGUAAAAAAUGGAUUUUCACCUGAAUGUGUAAAUCAAGUUGUAACUGAGAUAUCUUUAUCAAUGCAUGAUUUAUGUAUUGGACAAAUGAUGGAUCUACGUGCAGCACAUAUGGGUAUGGAAAGAAAAAAUGAACUACUUGAUGAACUUGAUCAUAUUGCAUGGUUUAAAACAGGCAAAGCAAUUGAAAUUGUACUUAUUACACCAGCUAUUUUAGCUAUGUCAUUUUCAUCAUCAUUAUCAUCAUCUGUAAAUGUUCAAUCAAUAAACUUGAAUAGUAUUCGUGAAUUAGGUCGAUUAAUGGGAAUAUUGUUUCA